UGUCAAGAUGGACUACACAGAUUGAUUCUUUGGCAUCAACCAAAAAGGUACAAAGCCUCUGGCUCAAGAUCCCCUAUAUAACCCAAAGAUCAAGAGCUCUUCUUCCUCACGGGUCUUCUUCAAACGUCUUCUUCAAGCUUAAGGGUUAAGCAAAAGAGAUGAACCGGGUUCUGACUUUUGUCCUCUGUUUCGCUCUGCUCUCGAUUCUUUCCCAUGGCAGACCCUUCACUCCAGAUGGGUCGGGAUCAGUCCCCCACGCCCUCAAAACCUUCGAGGUCAAUAGCACUCAGGGUGCGAAAAGCUGUUCUUACACAGUGUCGAUAAAGACGAGCUGCUCUUCAACUUCGUACACUCGUGACCAGAUCAGUCUUGCGUUUGGGGAUGCCUAUGGAAAUCAGGUUUAUGCGCCUAGGUUGGACGAUCCGUCGACUCGUACAUUCGAGCGAUGCUCCACGGAUACGUUCGACAUCUAUGGACCCUGCACGUACCAAGUCUGCUACAUCUACCUCUACCGGAGCGGAUAUGACGGGUGGAAACCCGAAACCGUGACCGUGUAUGGCUAUUACACCAAGACUGUGACCUUUUACUACAACACUUUCAUUCCGAACGGCGUUUGGUUCGGUUUCAACCAUUGUGGCAGCUAUUUAGCAUCAUCAGUAUCCUCAUCCGCAAUGUAGUAGAAUCUGCUUGCACAUGUGCUACUUGGUGAAGUUCUCUAGGUGGGCUGCUGGUGGAUUGUAUUGGGCAGGGUUGAUGAGCUGAUUUUCAGACUAAUGCUUCGGUUAAUAAGGAUGAGAUCAAGACAAUAAGACCUACAUCUUGCAUCAGUUAAAAUGCAAUCUCAGUUUGAUUA
Messenger RNA from Syzygium oleosum, 853 nucleotides. Its product is annotated as embryo-specific protein ATS3B-like. Bases 159 to 677 code for a protein of 172 amino acids. The transcript has 3 exons. The record is from RefSeq and is a predicted model, not a curated record. Gene Ontology annotation, molecular function: protein binding. Lineage: Eukaryota; Viridiplantae; Streptophyta; Magnoliopsida; Myrtales; Myrtaceae.